UCACUAGGUAGACUGGGCUUACCUCCUCUGCAGAAAGAUGUCCUGUGGACAGAUGAUUAGUUCCCGCUGCCUGCCACCAUGUGAGAUGAUGUGCCCAGAACCAUAUGCGGCUGCCUGUAACUAUCCGAAUACAACAUCGUUUGGAGACUCAAGAGCCGUGGUCUUCGCACCUCCCGUCAUCAUGACUUUCCCGGGACCGAUUCUCGCCUCUUGCCCUCAAGAAAGUGUCGUGGGGGCGGCAGAGCCAUAUCCCAUUGGGGGAUAUCCUGGGGGACCCUAUGAGGGUUCUGGGGGAUCCUAUGGAGGAUCAAGUGGAAUUGGAGGCUCCUAUGGGGCCUCCUAUGGGCAUUCUGGGGGAUCCUACGGGUAUUCUGGAGGAUCCUAUGGGGGAUCAAGUGGGAUUGGAGGCUCCUAUGGGACUUCUGGGAGAUCCUAUGGGGGAUCAAGUAGAACUGGAGGCUCCUCUGGGGCCACCUAUGGGAGUUCUGGGCGUUCCUCUGGUAUCUCUGGGGGAGCACGUAGUUCUGGAACCUCUUAUGGGGUCUCUGGGGGAUCCCGUGAAGGUUCUAGGGGAUCCCGUGGGGUAUCAGGUAGAACUGGAGUCUCCUCUGCGAGUUCUGGGGAUUCCUAUGGGAUCUCUGGGGGAUCACAUCGCUCUGGAACCUCCUCUGGGGGCUCUGGGGAAUCCCCUAAAGUUUAUGGGGAAUCCCAUGAGGGACCAGGUGAAAGUGAACACUCCACUGGGAUUUCUGGUGGUUCUUAUGGGAUCUCUGGGGGAUCACGUCGCUCUGGAACCUCCUCUGGGGGCUCUGGGGAAUCCCCUAAAGUUUAUGGGGAAUCCCAUGAGGGACCAGGUGAAAGUGAACACUCCUCUGGGAGAUCUGGUGGUUCCUAUGGGAUCUCUGGGGGAUCACGUCGCUCUGGAACCUCCCCUGGGGGCUUUGGGGAAUCCCAUGAAGGAUCAAGGAGAAAUGAAGACUCCUCUGAGAGUUCUAAGGGUUCCUAUGUGAUCUCUGGGGAAUCAUAUGGUUCUGGGGACCCCUAUGAAGGUUAUGGUGGAUCAUACGGUGUGGGGGGCUCUGGGAUUUUCAGGAGCUCUUUCUUUUCUAGAUGCCCCCCAGGCAGUUUUAGCAGCAGUUUCCCUUUCACCCGAUUUGCCUAUCAGCGCCAGUUUGGAAACAAUGAGUUCUUUUAA
This is a messenger RNA of Alligator sinensis (Chinese alligator), 1195 nucleotides long. RefSeq names its product keratin, type I cytoskeletal 9-like. Lineage: Eukaryota; Metazoa; Chordata; Crocodylia; Alligatoridae. The record is from RefSeq and is a predicted model, not a curated record. Gene Ontology annotation, cellular component: intermediate filament. The transcript has 3 exons. Gene Ontology annotation, molecular function: structural constituent of cytoskeleton. The coding region runs from base 38 to 1195 and encodes 385 amino acids.